This is a messenger RNA of Hibiscus syriacus, 773 nucleotides long. Its product is annotated as transcription factor MYBS3-like. Gene Ontology annotation, biological process: response to auxin; response to ethylene; response to gibberellin. NCBI's taxonomy places the organism in Eukaryota, Viridiplantae, Streptophyta, Magnoliopsida, Malvales, Malvaceae. The coding region runs from base 36 to 758 and encodes 240 amino acids. The record is from RefSeq and is a predicted model, not a curated record. The transcript has 3 exons. Gene Ontology annotation, molecular function: DNA binding; zinc ion binding.
CCAUUCUCUUUGUGAAAAGCUUUGUCAGGAAGGAAAUGGGCAGGAGGUGCUCACAUUGUGGGAAUAUAGGCCACAAUUCGAGGACCUGCUCCACUUUCAGGGGUACUACUACCACUGCUGGUGGCGGUGGACUUCGGCUGUUCGGUGUUCAGCUGCAGCUCGACAUACCUUCGUCUGUUGCUGCUAAUAAUAUGAAGAAGAGUUUCAGCAUGGAUUGCUUGUCUUCUUCCUCGGCCUCUCUUUCUCCUUCAUCUUUGUCUUCCUCUCGAGUUUCCAUCGAUGAGAAUUCUGAUAAAAUCUCCGUUGGUUAUCUGUCUGAUGGUGGCCGAUCUCCCGAGAAAAAAAAGGGAGUUCCAUGGACAGAAGAGGAACACAGAAUCUUUUUAGUAGGGCUUGAGAAGCUUGGGAAAGGAGACUGGAGAGGCAUCUCCAGAAACUUUGUUACUACCAGAACUCCGACCCAAGUUGCUAGCCACGCUCAAAAGUAUUUUCUCCGACUGGCAACGCUCGACAAGAAGAACCGACGUUCCAGCCUGUUCGACAUGGUUAGAAGCAGUAGCAUGGCCGGACCUCCUCCUAGUCUCACAAUCCCUCGAUUCAAUUCGGAUCGUCAUCAACAUCAACAUCAUCAUCAUCCCAAGCCGGUCGACGGUUCGCCGCAUGACACAACACCUGAUCUAGAGCUCACACUUGCGGCCCCGAGGCCGGCUUUAGAAGAAAACAAGUCGUCCCCAACGACCCUCAUCAGUGUUACUUAACAAUAACUUUUCAGU